Messenger RNA from Thlaspi arvense, 1119 nucleotides. The record is from the annotation of a GenBank genome assembly. Lineage: Eukaryota; Viridiplantae; Streptophyta; Magnoliopsida; Brassicales; Brassicaceae.
GUUGGCUUUCUUUGUCAUCUUGUGUCUUCCGAACUACAAGUUCGGUAACAAGUCUCUCGCUUCCACUCUCUCUCUUCCACUCUCUCUCUCCAUCUCCCUUCCGUUUUUCUUCCCCUUCUCUCUCUCCGUCCUUCUAGGGUUUCGUUUUGAUCACAUUCAUUUUUUCCCCUUUCAUCUCAAUUGUCUCGAAUUUUAUUCAGUUUUGUAACAUUCAGAGGAAAAUGGAUUCGAGUUCAUGGAUCAAUUGUCCUUCCGUUUUCUCAUCAUCAUCUUCUUCUUCGCGACGAUGUCAAUCCCGAUCAGAUUUGUAUAUAGGUGGAGGGUACGAGGAUCUCGAAGGAGAAGACGAUUUGAAGGCAGAGUUUAUCUGCCCGUUCUGUGCAGAAGAUUUUGACAUUGUCGGGCUGUGUUGUCACGUUGAUGAAGAGCAUCCUGUUGAGGCCAAGAAUGGGGUGUGUCCUGUAUGCACAAAGAGAGUGGGACUGGAUAUCGUUGGCCACAUUACGACGCAGCAUGCGAAUUUCUUUAAGAUAUCCUUUCAAAUCUUGAUAUUUUCUUAUAUCAUGCUUUGUUUCUACGUGCAGCGAAGGAGAAGGUUGAGGAGAGGUGGAUAUAGCUCUGCUUAUCUCGCCUUGAAAAAAGAACUCCGGGAAGCAAACUUACAGUCUCUUCUUGGUGGAUCUUCAAGUUUCACUUGUUCAACCAAUAUAGAUUCUGAUCCGUUGCUGUCAUCUUUUAUGUUUAAUUCUCCUUCGGCUAAUGAAUCUGCAAGCAAAUCCGCUACACCUGUUACCCAAGGAACCUCAGCUACAAAAGUCCCGCAAAAGGAAUCUCUCAAAAGAGAUAUUCGAGAAGCUCCACUUUCAGGAGAAGAUCAAGAGAAGGCGGAAAAAAGCGAGUUUGUGCGAGGUUUGUUUUUGUCAACCAUGCUUGGAGACGAGUUCUAAUAUCCGGUAAAAGCCCUAUGCUUUGUUGAGGAAUCUGAGGUUGAAAUUGAUAGAAUGGUCUCAAUGUAUGAUGCAAAACCUUGCAAGUUAAAAGGAGAGCAGACUUAAAUCCAUAUAUUAUUGUCAUUGUACGUUGGAGCCUUUUUAUGCGUAUAAACGGAAACAAAGUACU